This is a messenger RNA of Styela clava, 776 nucleotides long. RefSeq lists its product as uncharacterized. The record is from RefSeq and is a predicted model, not a curated record. Lineage: Eukaryota; Metazoa; Chordata; Ascidiacea; Stolidobranchia; Styelidae.
UACCAUGAAAUGAAAGCUUACCAUUUGUGUUCUUCUAACUGGUCAUGCUGGUGUUUGAUCAAGUGGAGUCGGUGAUGGUUUCGUCCGUGUUGGAGGAAAAUAAAACGUGGAGCUAAAAGUGUAUGGAGAAAGGCAAAACGCGUUGCAAAGAAAGUUUGGAAAAAAGUGAAGAAAACCAUUGGCUGGAGCCGCCAAGAAGUGGGCAACUGGGGCGUUACUUGGUCCUUUUGUGGGAUAUGAAAGAGCUACAGGAGAAGGAUCAGGCGUCCUAUGACGAGAUAAUGGAAAAUCUCCACCAGAUGAUCGCAGAUGAAACCAACGUUGAAUUUGCAACAGAUUUCAUGAAGGAACUGGAUGAGUUUGUGAACAUGGAUGAAGACGAACGCCUUUUCAAGCUCAAAAACGAGGUUUUCGUCAAUGACAAUGAAAACGAGUAUGUGGAACAAGAUGCACUUUUUGAAUAACGGUCUAAGAUGAUUAGUGAACAUGCCUCGUCUCAGAAAUUUCAUGAAUUAUGAUUUAUUCAUUUUUUCAUAUAUACGGACACAAUAUGCAAAUAUAUAGCAUGUUUAUGCACUGUACUUUGUGAGAUGUUAUAGGUCAAGGGGUCGGUUUAUAGGUUAGUAGUGCAGAUCCUAUAUCUAAAAUAAUUGCCUAGUCACAGCACAUUAAUGCCACUGUGUUGGUUACAUUUCAUCGGAUGCAUUUUGAAUACAUGAAAUUCUAUAGUAACCUUCUGAGGAAAAAUUACAACCCUUCUCACCUAUCUACAAAGC